CAGGCACUGAGUCCGACAUUCACCCGCUGCCUGCCCAAGCGCCCAGUCGCCGUGCCCGGGACUCCUCCAGGAUCAAGCUGACUGUCUGCCCUCCGACUUUCUGGUGAUCCUGCGACGCGACGCCGCCGCCAUGACCAUAAGACGCCCCUCACACGACGCGGCCGCCGUCAAGAGCGAGCCCCUCAAGCUUCCCACCAGCAGGAGGACAUGGGUCCCGGCACGCUUCCUCAUAGCGCUGAUGGCCUUCUCGGGCAUCACCCUCAACUACAUCCUGAGAGUGAACAUCAACUUCGCCCUCGUGGCCAUGGUCAAGCACGGCCCCGCCAACGCCUCAGCCGCGGCGGUGAAUCACACGGCGUCGGGUAGCGGUGAGGACCUGCUCUUCCUCAACGGAUCCGCGCCGUGGAUGGGCCUCUACAACGCCACGGACGCAGACGGGGGGUCGGCCGUGUUGGUAGCGCAGGAGAAGAAGGACGCGACUUCGGCAGCCACCCUGGCGGCGGAGCUCGACAUGUGCCCCGCGCCGGAGGAACACACGGAGUCGCAUGCUACAUAUCACGGUGACCUCCCGUGGGACGAGUGGACGCAGGGGCUGGUGGCGGGCGCCUUCUUCUACGGCAACGUGUGGACGCAGGUGGGCGGCGGGCGGCUGGCGGAGGUCUGGGGGUCGCGGCGCGUGAUGGGCGUCGCCGUGCUCGCGUCCGCCCUCCUCACGCUGCUGCAGCCCGUCGCCGCCCGCGCGAGCUACGUCUUCCUCAUCUUCAUCAGGAUCCUCGUCGGCCUCUUCCUGGGUGUGACGACUCCCGCUACACAGGCACUCCUUGCCGGCUGGUCUCCGCCUAUGGAGAGGUCGACAAUAUCUUCAUUUGUGUAUGCAGGAGCACCGGCGGGAACUAUCGUGGCCUUCCCCGUCUCUGCCUUCAUUAUCGAGACGAUGGGCUGGGAGGCCGUGUUCUACCUGCAGGGAACUCUCGCCAUUCUGUGGUGCGUCGGCUGGUACUACAUCGUCACAGAUUCGCCGAAGGACUUCCACUGGAUCUCAGACGAGGAGAAGCAGUACAUCACCACCUCCAUUGGCAUCAGCAAGAAUAAGAAGGGAUAUCUCUUAAUAGAAAAUCUCUUUUUAAAAUCUAUAUAUGUUCUUGAGAGCACCGGCGGAACUAUCGUGGCCUUCCCCGUCUCUGCCUUCAUUAUCGAGACGAUGGGCUGGGAGGCCGUGUUCUACCUGCAGGGAACUCUCGCCAUCCUGUGGUGCGUCGGCUGGUACUACAUCGUCACAGAUUCGCCGAAGGACUUCCACUGGAUCUCAGACGAGGAGAAGCAGUACAUCACCACCUCCAUUGGCAUCAGCAAGAAUAAGAAGACUCCGCCCAUCCCAAUGAAGCAGAUGCUGACGUCACUUCCGGUGUGGUCCGUGAUCUUCUCCGCCGUGGGAAAUAACUGGGGAUUCUACACCCUGCUGUCUAUCGUGCCACUCUACAUGAAGACCAUCAUGCACAAGGACAUAAAGACCAACGCGAUGCUGUCAGGCCUGCCAUAUGUGGGCAUGUGGGCGUGGUCUCUGGGCGCAGGCGUGGCUGGUGAUUGGCUAAUGAGAAGAUGGAACGUCCGUACUGUUGUUGUCAGGAAGAUUGCCAACACCAUAGCCAACGUGGGCCCGGCGCUGUGCCUCGUGGGCCUCCUCUUCGUCAGGUGCGACUGGUGGGCCACGGUGGCGCUCAUGUCCCUCGCCGUCACGGCCGUCGGGGCCAUCUACUCGGGCCACUACGUCAACCCCAUCGACCUGGCGCCCAACUUCGCCGGCACUCUGAGCGGCAUCGUCAACACGGCUGGGAAUGUGCCCGGGUUCCUGGCGCCGAUGACGGCCGGGUACAUCAUCAACAACCAGCCGACGCUGACGCAGUGGAGGAAGGUGUUCAUCAUCGCCGCCGUCGUGUACACCGUGGACGCGAUCCUCUACCUGCUGUUCGCUUCGGGAGACGAGCAGAGCUGGAACUCCGUGCCCGAUGUCGCCGACCCGGAGAGCGGAGGCGCCCCUGAGGCCACGCAGCAGAAGGGUGGCUCCGGAGACGCGUUCAAGGAGAGCGGGGUCCUCAGGGGCGUCUUCGUCCAGGGUGAGCCCAGGGAAGACGCUGCGGCCCAGCAGAGGGAGAGGCCCGAAGGGAAGGGGGCGUCGCGAGGCAGCGAGAAGGCCGUCCUGCAGAGCAAGCCCUCAGGGGACGACGCAGGACACACCAACAGGGCCUACUGCUCCACCGAAGGAGAAUAAACAAGGGUAAACUCAUUCAGGUACUUAGGCCUAUAUCAUGCUCUGUGUUCGGCCCAAGGCGUGGCAGACACGGUGUUUUGCUUACUUGUUGACUCUCUGUAUCUGCCUUUCUAUAUUGUAGUGUCAGUGUAUGCUAUGAGAA
This is a messenger RNA of Penaeus vannamei (Pacific white shrimp), 2411 nucleotides long. The record is from RefSeq and is a predicted model, not a curated record. NCBI's taxonomy places the organism in Eukaryota, Metazoa, Arthropoda, Malacostraca, Decapoda, Penaeidae.